This is a messenger RNA of Nicotiana attenuata, 885 nucleotides long. Its product is annotated as reticulon-like protein B9. Lineage: Eukaryota; Viridiplantae; Streptophyta; Magnoliopsida; Solanales; Solanaceae. Bases 93 to 755 code for a protein of 220 amino acids. The record is from RefSeq and is a predicted model, not a curated record. The transcript is spliced from 5 exons.
CCACUAAGCUUAGUACCUGAGCAGACUUAUUUAAGCUUAUUGCUGGCUAAUAUAUGAUUUAGAAAGCCACAUUUCCCAAUAUUUCUGCAAGCAUGACUUCUUAUUCAUCUGAUUCUGAUAAUGAUUUUGCACCAAAAUCAAAACUUUUGGGCCGCCAAAGGCCUAUUCAUUCUGUUCUAGGAGGAGGAAGAGUUGCGGACAUAUUGUUAUGGAGAGACAAGAGAUUUUCUGCAGCAAUUCUAAUUGCAGUUGCAGUAAUGUGGUUUCUUUUUGAGGUUGUGGAUUAUACCUUCGUGACUCUCCUCUGUCAUGUCUCCAUCACCACUAUGUUAAUAGUCUUCAUUUGGUCUGCUGGUGCAGAUAUCUUUGGCUGGACACCUCCAAGUAUUCCAAAAGACAUAUUACAAGAUACUACAUUUGAAGAUGUUGCUUCAAUCUUACACAAGAAGUUCAACAAUUUCCUCUCCAUAUUUCACUUUGUCGCAUGUGGAAAUGAUGCAAAGCUCUUCUUUCUGGCCAUCAUUUCUCUAUAUAUACUCUCAGUAUUUGGAAACUAUAUCAGCACCUUGAACCUUUUGUUUUUUGGUUUGCUUUGUGUGGAAACUCUCCCAUUCCUUUAUGAGAAAUAUGAAGAAGAAGUCGACGAUAUUGCAUAUAAAUUGAAGAGGCAGAUGAGAAAAAUGUGCAGGAAGUUUAAUGCAGAUUUUCUGGGAAAAAUACCCAGAGGGACAUCCAAAGAAAGAAAGCAGAAAUAGGAUGAAUUAAGUACAAAAUUUAAAUGUGGACUACUCUUGUUUUCUUGGACAUCCAAAAUAAUAAAUUUGCAAUAUGAUCAUCAAUAUACAUGAUAAUUAAGUAAUAUAAUAGUACAUCUUGUGAAAUGUA